Messenger RNA from Racocetra persica, 489 nucleotides. Lineage: Eukaryota; Fungi; Glomeromycota; Glomeromycetes; Diversisporales; Gigasporaceae. The record is from the annotation of a GenBank genome assembly.
AUGAACACUUUUCAUAAUCCUUUAACGACCUUCUUCCUCCUCAUAUUCGUUGCAUUUAUAUUAAACCUUGUAGUUGCAUUACGGCAGUUUGAAUUGCCAAAUCUAGAUGAUAUUACAAAAGGUAUAAUACCGUCAAUGUCAAUUGUCGAACCAGAAUCUACAAGGUCUAAAUACAGAGGGAAAUCGAUUGGUGGUAUUUCAGGAUUACUGGGUGGUCUUUCUACCCCAACCUCUUCAAUUAUCGAUAAUCAGGCAACUCCUAUUUUAACAAAUUCUAUAAAUACUAUGCCUUCUACAAUAUCUGGUUCAUUUACACCAACUCGUAUUUUUUCAAAUGAAAUUCCUAAAGAAACUCAAAAUCCAAUUCCCCUUCAUGGAAAUUUGGAAAACUCGGGUAUUUAUAAUGGAGGUGAAAUCGCAUAUUCAUGGAUGGUUCUAAGUGUUGUUUUCGCUUUUUUAAUUGGGUUUGUUGGAUUUUUAUCGGUUUAA